GAUCAUUGCUUUGUUCGUGUCUCAAGCCUUGUUCUUUUUUUUAGUUCUAUGCUGCCACGUCAGCCAUUUUCUUUUGUUAGUUAAUAAACUAAUUUCUGUUCUCAACUUUAAGAUUAAGUCUGCCUGCAGUUUGGGUUCUACCACACCAAUCCUGACGCACUGUGAGGACAUACAGGUGAACUACCUGCUUCUUUAUUUCUCAGUCUGUUUUUUCCCAAUAAAAUGAAAGUCAUAUUUUUUCUGGUUACCAUCUCUGUGGCCUUUGCUGGGAGUCUGGCUGUUAAAAGUCUGGUAUUCCCCCYUGAGACCAGUACCAGUUAUGUGGUCCUGACCUCUCAGAAGCCUCUCAGUCUGACGGCGUUCACAUUGUGCAUGCGWGUGGCCACAGAGCUCAGAGGCGAAAGAGAAGUCAUCCUGUUUGCUUAUCGAACUCAGGAUGUUGAUGAGCUGAAUGUGUGGCGGGAACUGGAUGGCAGACUGUCCGUCUACCUGAGAGAAAGUGAAAAUGGAGUCUUCUUCCAGGUCCCUGGGCUCGGUGCCCUGCAGACCCACCUGUGUGUCACCUGGGACUCCAGUUCUGGUGCGACGGCCCUCUUCAUGAAUGGCAGGAAAAGUUUGACCAAAAUAUACCGGAUGGGUCACACCAUCCGCCCAGGCGGCACGGUUGUCCUCGGUCAGGAUCCAGAUUCUUUACUGGGUGGCUUCAAAGCGAAACAGAGUUUUGUUGGGGAGAUCUCCGACGUGGACAUGUGGGACUAUGUUCUGUCCAUCAGUCAGGUCCAAGACGUGUUCAAUGGGAAGAAGUUCCUGAGGGCAAAUGUCAUCGACUGGGAAAGCACACAACUUGAACCCAGCGGGGACGUGAAGAUCAUCGAAUAUGAGCUGUAAACUGUUCAAGCUCUGCUUUAUUUUUGGUCUAAUAAAAUAAAUAUAAAUAA
Messenger RNA from Austrofundulus limnaeus, 938 nucleotides. RefSeq names its product pentraxin fusion protein. Lineage: Eukaryota; Metazoa; Chordata; Actinopteri; Cyprinodontiformes; Rivulidae. Bases 223 to 888 code for a protein of 221 amino acids. The transcript has 4 exons. The record is from RefSeq and is a predicted model, not a curated record.